UUCCCAGGGGAUCACACUUCACCAGAGUUACUGAUGGCGAAGAAGAGCUGUGGAACUCCUACGGAAAAUUUCAAUGCACAGCCGUCUUCUUUAGUGUCAAGAAUAACUUGUGGAGACUGACUCUUUAUCUAUGGGCAAGGGAUUCCCAAUCCGAGAUGAUGCAUUAUAAGAAGGUUGAUGGAAAAUGGAAGAGUGCUAAUGAGAAGAAACCAGUUAAUAGCGUAUACACCGCUGAUAUUAUGGAAUCUGAACAAAAUUCGUCGGUUCCAAAACCCGUUUUAAGCCUAGAAUCAGUUGUAACUAUUCCUAAUCCUGAAAAGAAAGGCAAGAAUAUUUCAACUGGAACAAUGUAUGAUAAGAAUGCUGAUGAUCUGGCCAUUGCCACAGAAGAAGAUUUACCCACCGGAGGAGCCCUGGCUAAAAAGGCGCCAGCACUUUUCUCUGGCGCUCCUCCCCCGGUUCCGCGAUCUCCAAACACGCUUGACAUUUUGAACCCUGACCCGGAGACAAUAGACAUUCUGGAGCAUGAGGUGAAUGGAGUAACCAUUAAAAAAUUCGAUCCAAAGGAUAUUAAAAUAACGGUACUUGUGGAAGGUCCGAGUGUAAUAGGAGAAUAUGAAUGCACCUCCGUUGAGUUUGUAUUUAAUGACGAAAUCGCCGUUUUGCGCUUUAAGGCAAAGUAUGGAAAUGCUGAGCCAAGUUAUGUCUACCGUGAAAAGGUGGAAGGAGAAUGGAGAAUGACCAGUAGAACUGUUUUUGAUAGAAGAUGUAGAGAGAUGGAUGUAGAUUUAAGUAUCUUGUCAAAGCCAAAUGUGCCACAAGUAGAAGAAGUUGCUCCAGCUCCAAGCAAGUGGAAUCGAUUAAUAUUCUGGAGAUGAUUUGCUCUCUUCGAGCACAC
This is a messenger RNA of Theileria equi strain WA, 898 nucleotides long. RefSeq lists its product as hypothetical. Bases 156 to 878 code for a protein of 240 amino acids. The transcript has a single exon. NCBI's taxonomy places the organism in Eukaryota, Apicomplexa, Aconoidasida, Piroplasmida, Theileriidae. The record is from RefSeq and is a predicted model, not a curated record.